AGUUUACCAAACCAGUCGUUACUUCCAUAACGUAUGAUUAAGUAUUUAUUUUGUUUAAAACUGAUACAAAUAUCAAACAAAAGCUUUUUGGAGAUGAGACCAUGAUAACUACUUGGUUUCAGAUAAACAUACAAAAUGAUGGAGCAACACAAAAUUAUCACUUUCAUAAUAUUGUUAUCAGCGAGCCAUGCAAAGAUGAUGCGGAACAGUGCUCUCAUAACCAAAAUGGUAUCAAAUUUUCACCAGAACAACGAACUAUCUGAUCCAAUUGAAGAAACUGAUUCCAUUUUGAUCAGAAUGCAAAUUGUUCUUUGCAAUAACUUUCCAUCAAUACCCUGCAAAUUAAUCACUGAAGACAAAACAUUGAAGAAACUCAUAGAGAAAUCAAUACAACAGAUCAGUCACAAAAAACUCUCCUUGGAUAAUACGUCACCGUCUCCAGAGGUCCCUAAUCUGUUUCCUACCCUUAAUAACGAUGAUUUAUCAAAAUUCAUUCAAUUGAGCGGCGUUCUUAACAAAGCAGAGAAACAGAAACACGACAAAAAGAAAAGGAUAACCAAACUAGUCAAUAGAAAAUUAAACGCAAGAGCGAUGUCGAAGAAAAGCCACGACGUACACAAGAAAAUUAUAAAAAAGUCUACCUCCGUGUACAAUAGAAAGAAACUCCGAAAAUUCUACCCACAUAUAGUUAAAUAUGGGAAUAAUAAUAACGGAAAUACUAAGGGAGACAUCGGUGUAAAGACACCAGAAAAAUUCUCGAUGUCAGUCGAGGUUCCGGACAUGCCGUUGACAAGACAACAUGAACAUUUCUCUUACAAAAUGGAGCCUGAAAAUUCUCCUGUUUGGAGAAUAGACUACAGUAAACAUGGAGAACCAAGCGUUAAUACGUUUGACUUUGAUGGAAACAGGGUAAAUAGAAAAAUUCCCAAAACUGGUUCAAACGUAAUCGUACGAGUAGAUAACGAUGGUGAAACGCGGAAGAACCUCAUAUAUCCGGAUUUCACAAUUAAAAAUAAUUUUGUUAAAUCAAACUCUGUUAAUUCUGAUGUUGAUUAA
Molecule: messenger RNA, 1056 nt
Organism: Bicyclus anynana (squinting bush brown)
Lineage: Eukaryota; Metazoa; Arthropoda; Insecta; Lepidoptera; Nymphalidae
Exons: 2
Coding region: 136-1056 (306 amino acids)
Source: RefSeq, a predicted model, not a curated record